Molecule: messenger RNA, 4919 nt
Organism: Acomys russatus (golden spiny mouse)
Lineage: Eukaryota; Metazoa; Chordata; Mammalia; Rodentia; Muridae
Gene: Eps15
Product: epidermal growth factor receptor pathway substrate 15
Exons: 25
Coding region: 69-2762 (897 amino acids)
Biological process (GO): endosomal transport; endocytosis
Cellular component (GO): clathrin coat of coated pit; cytoplasm; plasma membrane
Molecular function (GO): calcium ion binding; cadherin binding
Source: RefSeq, a predicted model, not a curated record
GCCCCGGGGGCCCCCCGUCCGCCCGUCCGCCCGUCCUUCCUUCUCCUCCCGUGCAUGAUGGAAACACCAUGGCUGCGGCAGCCCAGCUCUCCCUGACACAGUUGUCAAGUGGGAAUCCUGUAUAUGAAAAAUACUAUAGACAGGUUGAUACAGGCAACACUGGAAGGGUGUUGGCUUCAGAUGCUGCUGCAUUCCUGAAAAAAUCAGGGCUUCCAGACUUGAUUCUCGGAAAGAUUUGGGAUUUAGCCGACACAGAUGGCAAAGGUGUCCUGAACAAACAAGAAUUCUUUGUUGCUUUACGGCUUGUGGCAUGUGCCCAGAAUGGAUUGGAAGUUUCACUAAGUAGCUUGAACCUGGCUGUUCCUCCACCAAGAUUUCAUGACUCCAGUAGUCCUUUGCUAACCAGUGCGACCUCAGCCGCUGAGCUCCCGUGGGCUGUAAAAUCUGAAGAUAAAGCCAAAUACGAUGCAAUUUUUGACAGUUUAAGCCCAGUGGAUGGAUUUUUGUCUGGUGAUAAAGUGAAGCCAGUGCUGCUCAACUCUAAGUUACCUGUGGAAAUCCUUGGAAGAGUUUGGGAGUUGAGUGACAUUGACCAUGAUGGAAAGCUUGACAGAGAUGAGUUUGCAGUUGCCAUGUUUUUGGUGUACUGUGCACUGGAGAAAGAACCUGUGCCAAUGUCCUUGCCUCCAGCCCUGAUGCCACCUUCUAAGAGAAAAACGUGGGUUGUAUCCCCUGCAGAAAAGGCUAAAUAUGAUGAAAUCUUUCUGAAAACUGAUAAGGAUAUGGAUGGAUAUGUAUCUGGACUGGAGGUCCGUGAAACCUUUCUGAAAACAGGUUUACCUUCUGCCUUGCUAGCCCACAUUUGGGCACUAUGUGACACAAAGGACUGUGGGAAGCUUUCAAAAGACCAGUUUGCCUUGGCUUUUCAUUUAAUCAAUCAAAAGCUAAUAAAAGGCAUUGACCCUCCUCAUAUUCUCACUCCUGAGAUGAUUCCACCAUCAGACAGGUCCAGUUUACAAAAGAACACCAUAGGAUCAAGUCCUGUUGCAGAUUUCUCUGCUAUUAAGGAACUAGAUACCCUUAACAAUGAAAUAGUUGACCUGCAGAGGGAAAAGAACAAUGUGGAACAGGACCUUAAAGAGAAGGAAGACACAGUUAAGCAGAGGACAAGUGAGGUUCAGGAUCUUCAGGAUGAAGUUCAGAGGGAGAGCGUCAAUCUGCAGAGACUACAGGCCCAGAAGCAGCAGGUGCAGGAGCUCCUGGAUGAGCUGGAUGAGCAGAAAGCCCAACUGGAAGAGCAGCUCCAGGAAGUCAAGAAACAGUGUGCUGAGGAGGCCCAGCUGAUCUCAUCCCUGAAAGCCGAAAUAACUAGUCAAGAAUCUCAGAUCUCCACUUACGAGGAAGAGCUGGCAAAAGCUAGAGAGGAAUUAAGUCGCCUACAACAAGAAACAGCUCAAUUGGAAGAAAGUGUGGAGUCAGGAAAGGCUCAGCUGGAACCUCUUCAGCAGCACUUACAAGAUUCCCAACAGGAGAUCAGUUCAAUGCAAAUGAGACUGAUGGAAAUGAAAGAUCUGGAAAAUCAUAAUAACCAAUCAGAUUGGUGCAGUAGCCCACAGAGCAUUCUUGUAAAUGGUGCUGCAGAUUAUUGUAGUCUCAGCACCAGCAGCAGUGAAACAGCCAACCUCAAUGAACCUGCUGAAGGCCAGAACAACCCAGAGUCUGAACCCAUACACCAGGAAUCAUCAGUGAGAAGUAGUCCUGAAAUAGCACCUUCUGAUGUGACUGACGAAAGCGAAGUUGUGACUGCAGCUGGUAAUGAAAAAGUUAUUCCCAAAUUUGAGGAUGACAAGCAUUCAAAAGAGGAAGAUCCAUUUAAUAUAGAAUCAAGUUCACUGACAGAUCCAGUCGCAGAUACAAACCUGGAUUUUUUCCAGUCUGAUCCUUUUGUUGGCAGUGAUCCUUUCAAGGAUGAUCCUUUUGGAAAAAUUGAUCCAUUUGGUGGUGAUCCUUUCAAAGGUUCAGAUCCGUUUGCAUCUGAUUGCUUCUUUAAGCAGCCUUCUGUUGAUCCCUUUACCACUUCAAGUACAGACCCUUUCAGUGCGUCCAGCAACAGCAGUAAUACAUCGGUAGAAACUUGGAAGCACAAUGACCCAUUUGCUCCUGGCGGAACAGUUGUUGCUGCAACUAGUGAUUCAGCCACAGACCCUUUUGCUUCUGUUUUUGGAAAUGAAUCCUUUGGAGAUGGAUUUGCUGACUUCAGCACAUUGUCAAAGGUCAACCAUGAAGAUCCUUUUAGUCCUUCCACAUCAAGUUCUGUCAGCAGUGUGCUCACUCCAAACACUGCGUCAGAGGAGCCGUCCACCAGGAGUGAGGAUGUACCUCCAGCACUGCCGCCCAAGACUGGAACCCCAGCCAGACCCUGCCCGCCACCCCCUGGGAAAAGACCCAUCAACAAAUUGGAUUCUUCUGAUCCCUUUAAACUGAAUGAUCCAUUUCAGCCUUUCCCAGGCAACGAUAGUCCCAAAGAAAAAGAUCCUGAUAUGUUUUGUGAUCCAUUCACUUCUUCUACUGCCAAUAAAGAGGCUGACCCAAGCAGUUUUGCUAACUUCAGUGCUUAUCCCUCUGAAGAAGAUAUGAUUGAAUGGGCAAAGAGGGAAAGUGAGAGAGAAGAGGAACAAAGGCUUGCCAGACUGAACCAGCAGGAGCAAGAAGACUUGGAACUGGCCAUUGCGCUCAGCAAAUCAGAGAUCUCAGAAGCAUGAGGGGCCUUCGCCCUCUUCAGCAGCACAGUGCUCUUCCUCUUGAACGCUGAGGCUGUUUACCAUGUGCAUCAAGCUACCUAUGAGCAUGGGAUACAAAAGGUUUGAGAUUCCUAUAAAUGUGACAAAAGUCUAGUCUGGUUUUUUUUUGGGGGGGGGGGGGAGCUAUUUCAAAUGUGUCUUUUAUUUUUCCUUCCAACAGCAGUACCCUAACUAGACAGCUUUCCCUAGCCCCUGCUCUGGUGUGCAUUUACAGUGAGCUCUUGCCUGCUUGUACUAUUCCCUGUAAAGCUAGAGCACCAAGCCUUUGCCUUCUGAAACCUAGCCGAUGUAGUUUCCCGCUGUGCUACCCUUCUUCUGUAGUUACUGUGGUAGCGACUGCAUUCUCAGAGUGCAAGUAUUCUCCCUGAGCUGAGAGGCUGAAGGAGGGGAAGGGAAAGAGCGUCCUGUUCCUUCUCAUCGGUACAAAGUCGCCACUUUAAAGGGCAUUGUAUGUACUUCUGGAGAAAAUACAAUUAGUUUGUUAUUUAGAGACGGGGAAAUAUUCUGCAUAAAUCGACUCCACUAUUGAAAAACUAGAUGAAUUAAGAUAAACCAUUAUUGCUCCAGGCUCGUGUAAGUCCUGAAUAAAAGCAUUAAAGCCUUGUUUGUGAAACAUGUUUUUAAAAGAAUUUUUUCUGGGCUUAAAGAAUUUUAAGAUUAACAGAUACCUCACCACAUGUUUCCUAGUUAAAAACCAUCGAACAGAUCAAUCUCUUACAAAUAAAAUUUAUAAAGAAAUGUUCAUUUUAAGUGCUAGUGAGGAAAAUUUGUAUAUUAAAAUACAACCUGUCAAUUUUAGGUAAGUGAACACUUAGCCUGCACCCAUUCUGCCUUUGUGGCUGCACUGGCCUUAGUUCAUAAGUGUCCUGAAGUCUAGGAAGCCAGAAUUGGAAGAAGGUACUUUGAUUUUCAUUAUGUGCUUUGUUUAUUUAGUGAGGGCGCAGCUUUUUGCAAUGAUAAAUGGAAGAAGUAACUUUUGUUGUAUCGUCUUGCUUUUUGUUCAUUUUUGUAGUUUGUUACUUUAAUUAUUUGCAUUUUUUUAACCUAUAAAAUUGACAAACUACUCCACCCACACCACCACCACCCCAAUUCCUAGUUUUUAAAUUGAGAGAAAAAGAAACAGACUUGCCAAAGCCCAUCUUGUUAAAAGCCCAUCUUCUGCUAGGUUGGCCCACAGACAGCUGAAUUUAAACAUUAGUUACUAAUUAAGUGUUUUCAAUACCAAGAUGAAGAAAAAUGCCCCUACAAACUAAAGUUCUCUAUGGCCGCCAACUUAGGGUGGUUUUAACCUGCGUUAACCAGGGUAGCUCACUGCCUGGCCUGUAACAAAGCCCUCAGUGUCCAACCCGUCCACCUUGAAAUGGUGCUUUCUGUUCUUUCCACACACUGUUGGAUGCCUGGGAUUUAAAACAAACUUAAACCACUUUCUUGCACUGCUGACUUUUUUCUACCUUUGUAAAUAAAUACUUUGCCAUAAAGUCAUACAUAUGAAGUAAGGGCUGAAUCAUAGUCACAAGGCUUUAGUGGGGUAACUAGUCCGGUGGCCUCAGUAGUUGUUGCCAGCGGUGAUGGAAGGUGGUGUUGGGCUGUGAUAGGCAGUGCUUCUGUUUGUUCCCUUCCUCUGACGCCUCAGGAGAAAGGUAAGUUGACUUGAAUAACCUUCUUUUGCACUGAGAAAAAUUAAAAAUGUUUGAAAUGCUUUAAAAAAAAUUUAAUUAAAAAACCACUCUGGAAAUAUUAAAUAUCUAUAACUUAUAUAACUUUUGAUGCGUGGUGAGCGUGCCCUAAUCUUCAGUGCACUUAGCUGGGUCAUAGAGACUCUUAUCCUUUGUUAAGAUGUGUAUGCUCAGUGGGCCAAUGUCAUACUAAAAUGUAUAUAUAUCAUAUAAACAUUUCUAUAUCUCCAUGCUUGACUGUAUAGGACGAAUGUCUUAAGUCAUUUGUGAUGUUUUAUGGUGUUGACCCUGGCUCCAAAGCCUGUGCUUGAAAAAAAGAGUUUUAACCCUCUUUUAUGUACUUGUUCAGCUUUACUUGAGCUCUCUUCAUAGAAUUUUUCUCAUGUUUCAAACUUACAAAUUGCAGUUGUAAUUAUGAAAUAAUAAACUUUAAGAAAUGAAA